AUGCAGCCAGAUAAUCCAGGCUCCGAGCCUAGUCGACUGAGGCUUCUUCUGGAGGAGGCCAAUCAGAAAAGUUCUUUGAAGGACCGACACAUUGCGAAACUGGAAAACGAGCUGGAGAUAAGUAGACUCGAGAACCAGCGACUGCACGCGAAACUGGGCCAUACGUCGGACAACGCGUCAAUGCCCGACCGGUCAGCUGUGACAGACGAGUUGCACACCGAUCGCAGCAUCGAAGACACCAGCACGCGGAUCUUUGACCGGGCCGACAUCGAGGAGCUGAAGCGACUUCAUUUGGCCAAAGACGAGUACGAGGAGCGCACCAAUGCACAGCAGCAGCAGGUGGACUCGCUCAAGGCAGAGCUGGCUGUGGUGUUUGAGGAAUUGGAGGCAGCACACGAGUAUAUCCAGAAUCUGCUCAAGAGGAACCAACAACCGUCGCCAACAGAGCCACAGGACUCGGUCUCUUCCGAGGACUACGAUUCCGAAGAGUCUGACCAUCAAAGACUCCACCACGCAAAACAAACGAUCCACGAGCUCGAUCUGUUCUACAAGGCCCAGUUGCUGGAGAACAGCGACACUUUGGAAAAGUACGAAAAGAGAAUCCACGAAUUGGAGUCCGCAAACGGUCUUGCCGAGGAGAACAAACUUCUACGGCGGUCGUUCGAGCUUCUGAGCGCAAAGUUUGUGGAAUUGAACCACGAACUCACUUUUUAUAAGGAAACCAACCUAGCAGACGACAAGCUGACGAAAUUGCAGGAACUGGUGAUCGAAAAGGAUAACCAGAUCGAGAUUCUGCGUAUGAAGCUGCUACAGUUCGCGGAAGCCCGAAAACACGCCUCCACCUAG
Messenger RNA from Ogataea philodendri, 846 nucleotides. RefSeq lists its product as uncharacterized. Lineage: Eukaryota; Fungi; Ascomycota; Pichiomycetes; Pichiales; Pichiaceae. The coding region runs from base 1 to 846 and encodes 281 amino acids. The transcript has a single exon. The record is from RefSeq and is a predicted model, not a curated record.